CUAGUCGCUCCAUGUGAGGGCACGUUAUCCUCUCCAAAAUCAGGGGCCGCUUCAUCGUCUGCUAUUAAAUUAGUCUGAUAGCGAGUUUGCACCCGCUUCUAUACAACUAACCCGAAAGAGACUCCUAAUUAAACACCCCUCCGCAGCGAAGCCAUCUCUCUCUCUCUCUCUCUCUCUCUCUGUUAUUGAGUUCCCAAUUUGUCGGCUCUGUCUCUCUCUAUCUCUGUAGCUGCACAAGGAUGAUGAAGGAAGAGAAGCAGAGAAGAUACCCACCUUUGGCUAGCCGAUUGUUCAGACCAGUAGCUUAUGUACUCCUCCUCUUCCUCUCUUAUGCCUUUGGCUUCUACUCCGGCAUCUUUGUUAAGCCACCUAUCAACAACUCCAACACGGAUGUCAAGAAUUUGACGGCAGAAAGACUUUCCUACUCUAAUUCUUUCUUCAAUUCCGAUCAUUUCCGGUUUGGAAGCGGAUGCGCCAACCCCAUCCCAUCAGAGUUGAUUAAGCAAACUGUCCUAGCUCACAUCUUCAAUGGCACUUCGCCCUUCAUCGGCUUCCCUCCUCCCCACCUGCAACCGCUGUUGCAGAAAAGGCGCAUCAAAGGAUGGGGCUCAAAUGGGGAUGUCUUUGAGAAUCUCAUCCGCAGAGUCAAGCCAAGAACCAUAAUUGAAAUUGGCACUUUCCUUGGGGCAUCCGCCAUACACAUGGGGCAAGUUACACGGAAGCUUGGUUUGAGUGCACAGAUCUUCUGCGUUGAUGAUUUCAGAGGAUGGCCCGAGUUCAACAGGAAACUCAGACGUAUGAGUUACGUCAAUGGCGACGUGUUGCUGCUCCAACAAUUCAUGCAGAAUGUGAAUUACAUGAACAUGACGGAGAUGAUAACACCCAUACCGUUCUCUAGCAGCUCAGCGCUGGUGAAGCUCUGCGAAUGGGGCGUUGUUGCGGAUUUGAUUGAAAUCGAUGCAGGCCAUGAUUUUCAUUCGGCUUGGAGCGACAUCAACUUGGCAUACAAGGUUCUAAGGCCAGGGGGAGUCAUCUUCGGCCAUGAUUAUUUCACCAUGGCUGAUGACAGAGGCGUCAGAAGGGCUGUAAAUUUGUUUGCAAAGGCGAAAGGUCUGCGAGUGGAGGUCGACGGCCAACAUUGGGUUAUUGACUCCACGUAGUUACAGUUCUCUGCUUGUUUGUAUACAAGUUCAUACUGCACAAAGAAACAUAGAAAAUACAUGACAAUAUGCCAUCAUUUGUUGGUGCUUUUCAUUUUUGUCGCGGUCGAUCCAAUUGUUACUGUAAUUCUUGAGUAACAGUUUCAAAUUCAUUCAAGUAAUAGUGUCA
This is a messenger RNA of Nymphaea colorata (pocket water lily), 1329 nucleotides long. RefSeq lists its product as uncharacterized. The transcript has a single exon. Bases 240 to 1160 code for a protein of 306 amino acids. The record is from RefSeq and is a predicted model, not a curated record. Lineage: Eukaryota; Viridiplantae; Streptophyta; Magnoliopsida; Nymphaeales; Nymphaeaceae.